CUAAAAACCCGCUCCGUUCCGCCUGGAUGGACCGCAGAGGACGUCUGGGCCGCCAGCAGGAGACGGAAUCGACGACGCUUCCCCGGCUGCGAGACCGACGGAGAGGGGGGGGGAGGAGGAGGAGAGCCGACAGCAGCUCCGACGACAACUUGUCUCUCGCCAGGAGGUGCGAGAGGUACAGGUUCCUCCACGAACACGUUUACCCGAGGACAGGCAUGGUGGGGGGGGUGAGGAACGCGAAGAUGGGGCUGGCGUGCGAGGACAGCUGGAGCGACGGCGAGGACAGUUCGAGCGACGGCGACUCCUCGGCUGCGGACAUGGCCGAUCUCUCGUCGUCCGCUGAAGAUGACGUCGUGGCGGAGGGUGCGAGGACGUCGACGGCGGCCGGUCGAAGGCAGGGUCCGCGCCCUCGAAGGGUGAAGAGGAAAAUCAAACGUCGGAAGGCAGAUUCGCAACGGACCUGCUCGAAGCCGUCGCAGAGCCAGGCGUCGGGAGUUCAGUCCCAGAAAACUCGUGCCCCACAAACCGGCGGCGGGGAGACGGCAGCAGUACCGGCAGCGCCUCCUCCCACUCGCGAGGGCGUAGGCUGGUCCCAGUCUCCCAACGUGCUAUGUUUUGCUGGCCAGACGCCCAAAGGGAAGGCAGCGUCUUGCAUUUUUGCGCCUCAGGGUCAAAGGCAGCAGAGGCAGCUGGUGAGCGGACGGUUCACCUUAAGAUCCAGCAGGAAAAGGGCGUCGGGCAGAGCGCACUCGGAAGUGGGUGUCGGAAAUCGUAAGCAGCAUGGGCUGCCUUCAGGCAUUCCCGAGAAACCUAAGGAGAUAUUGCUGUCGGGAACUCCCCCGAAUCCGGUGUUGCCGAUAAGAACGUUCAAGAAACCCGAGGCCACACAAAUGCCAAAAGAUAACAUUCAAAUCACCAGUGGUGAAAUUGUCCUGUCUGAAUCGUCUGGAUCAUGCAAACAAAUGUUAGUUAAAACGAAGCUAGACACAUCCAACAGAGAGUCCCAGGUAAAGGAAAAAACCUGCACUGUGCAAGAUACAACCCGGCGUAAAAUACCGAUGGUAGUGAUACACCCUGGCGCCAUGAAAUUUCUUCCUCCGCAUGUAGCGUAUGCAUGGAAGGCCAAGGAAGCAUAUCAAGCACAAAAAGCAAAGGCCAGAUGCGCAGUAGUUGACGUGAGUAAGGUACGCAGCCAUGACAACAGAAAACUACACGGAAGUAAGAGUGAGAAUAGACCAUGCACUUCCGCUAAAGAUGGUGAUAAUGCGAACAGAGGAAUUAAUGACGUACUGACACUAACAACACCGAGGGAAAUGAGUGAGCAAGGUUAUGUUGAAAUUGAAGUCCUCGAUGAAACACAGUUCGAAAGUAGCGCAGUGAUCAAUGACGUGAGUGACGAAGAAGUAACAGAAAUUAACAUUAUAUCGCUACAAGAUAAGUCCAAUGUCAGUGUAAGAACAGUAGGAAGCAAGAAAUCCAAAGAUGAAACUCAGAGACACGAAGCUACGGAAGAAACAAAAACACAUACAGCAGAGGAGCCUUCGAAGGGAGAUGAAACAGACAAAUCAAAACAUUGCCCAGCUGACGCCAGAAUGCAGCAAAACAAAUCAAAGAAACCAGAGAAAACCCAAAAAAGGGAUUGCGGACCAAAGGCCACGUCAGAAUUAUCAUGUCCGUCGGAACGAGCCUCCAGCAAUCAGAAUGUUUUAGCCAGUGCUUCGGUUCCUUGCACUCUCAAGAUACCCAAAGAUCCUCUCACUGUGAAGGAAGGAUCAAAGACAUCGCUCUUGGACUCUAUGAAAAACGUAGAGAAGAUUAUUGAUGAAGUUGCAACCGGCUGUAUAACAACAGACUUGCAACGCAUUUUACAAAAACGCUGGUCUACACCGGUCUCAGAAGUGAUCACGCACAUAGAAAAGACUAUAGAAGAUGUUGUCACCGAUUCUGCACAGUGCCCAGACGACCGUAAAGCAACGAACACGGCCAAUGAACGCGUUAAUUUCAAGAGCGAACAACAUGGAUCUGUAAAGAGAAAUAACGAGAUGGUAGAUAUUCCCAAACAGAUAAAUAAGGCUAUGAAGAAAGAGGGCCAAUGUAAGGGGAAGAAAGCAGGAGGACAAGGUGCAGAUCAGGAUGAUUUGAAAAGUAUCACUGAAAUUCCUUCAUUGGCAUCCGAGAAGAAGGACGAGACAAAAGCCGUUUCUGUGAACACUUUGGAUUUCCUCCCGAACUUAGCGAGAGAGCUUCAGCGGAGAUUAAGGUCUCCCUCAGGCGGUUUCCAAGGAGAGUUUAACGAGGCCUCAAGUAUCCCUCGCGGACGAACAUCCCCUGGCACUUCGAAGGCACAGCAAGGAGAUUCCUUUCCGCUCGCGAACAAAGGAUGUCGCCAGGGGGAGCGACCGAGACGUGAAGGGAACGUGAAGGAGGUUUCGCCGAUAUUUACGAUGAGUCGAGACGUUAGCCAGACACAAGGGCUGAAUACUGCUUUAUUUGAGCAGGUAUUUAAUACUGACAAGAGUUGUCCCGUGAAUGUUCAGAAGAGAAAGAAUUGCACUGAUAUCGCUGAUAUAUUAAUCAGGAGAGCGAAAAUAGAGAUUGAACGUUGCACAAUAUCUCGGGCGAAAACCACAGAAUCAGAAGAUCUAUUUCUUAAAUGCCAUAAGCGUUUGUUAUCGGGAGAGGACUUACCUGAAUCAAAGAGGACAGUAGGCCUGUCUCAGGACGAACCUGGAGAGCGUCACGCAUCUCUCGGAACUCCUAAGAGAGGCCCGCAAGGACUCGUCCAAUUUCAGGCAUCAGGUACUCAAAAGGACCGCAAAUCACUCCAAAAUCCUACAGAAAAGAAUGAUCGUCGUCCAGCUGUUCUUCGUCCGGCUCCCUCCACGAUUUCCUCUCAGAAAAAUCCUGCCACAGUGGCAAUGCCUCCGAUCUCGCUUUGCUCGUCCUUGUCGAACAAAGAAAACUGCGGGUUCCAAGCUUCAAACGACCUCGAUGAUUUUGUUCAAGACAAACGUCUCAGUUUACUUUCUGCUCGGACGAAGGGAAAAAAAUCGCGGAAUACGAAAGUCUCAGGAAAAAAGAAAAAAGAAAAACAGGAAGAACUGUUCACUACACAAAGAAAACCUGGAAAUUGUCGUUUGUAGAGAUGAAAGCGAAGUGAAGUCCUUAGUGAGAGUGAGAUUUUCGAACUGCACGAAAUACUCCGUAAUGUGAUUUGAUAACAAAUUAUUUUGGUGUAUAUAAUGGGGUAUGGAAUGAGAACACAAUAAAGAAAGACUUUGUCGUUGUAAAUGAAUAUAAAAGUAAGAAGAAAAAAACAGAAACAGGAGAAACUGACGUAGGAACUGAAACUAGACGUUUACCUAUGAUACGUGAACUGCGUCAACAUAAGAUUUCGCCGUCAGUGUAAUAUCAGUUUAUUUUUGCUUUUUUCUGUGACUGCCUCUAAUGCCGGGAAGUCUAUUAAGGAAGAGGACACACGAAUUUGCAUAUUUCUGUUGCAUUUAAGGAGUGGUAAGUGAUUACCUUGAGUUUUUUUUUCUUGGAGAAUAACUCGUUUCCUUUGUCUGCGUGACUGAAUAAAUUGAAAUGAUUAAGCGCUCU
Penaeus monodon (black tiger shrimp) is the source of this 3603-nucleotide messenger RNA. RefSeq lists its product as uncharacterized. The record is from RefSeq and is a predicted model, not a curated record. The transcript has a single exon. Lineage: Eukaryota; Metazoa; Arthropoda; Malacostraca; Decapoda; Penaeidae. Bases 27 to 3143 code for a protein of 1038 amino acids.